CGUACUCUUUGUUGUCUGUGCAAAUUUUCUAACCUAUAAAUAAUAAUUAUUGUUGUUUUCUUUCGAAGUUAACGUUUCUUUGCUUUUUAGAAUCACAAAGUAUCCUAGUGUAGUUUUUUUGAUACAAGUAAAAAAAUACUAUGGAGUUUUCUUUAAAUGUCAUUAUUUCUAUUUACUAAAAACUCAAAACUUGACCAGCAAUCAGAAUUUUUCUUGUUGAAGAUGGAUUCCAAUUGCAAUGAGCAAUAGAUUCGUACAGUGCAAGUGUGUUGGUGCGCGGCUAGUGAGUCGAGUACUGGCGGCCAUGUUGGAUCGGGUGCGACCGCCGUGGCGGGGCGGCAACGGAGAGGCAAGACGCAUGCUACUAGGCGCGGUGCUACCGCUCAUUUUGGUGCCGGCUCUCGGAUUUGUUGCCGCUCAAGGCGUGAUUGCUUCCGUCAUUAUCUUCUCCACCCUUCCCAUCGUUCUAGUCUACGCGCACUUUUUGUGCGCUCGUGCACACUCGGCGACAAAGUUCUUCGCCGUGUGGGCGCUGGUCUCACUCGUGCUAAUCUUCGCAAUUUUCGAGACCACAGUUGUGCAAAUGUUGGAGAUUCGUAAUGAUGAGAAUAUGUCGUUCUACAUACUCACACUUGCUCUAGGAGUUUGUGUGUAUAAGACUAAGGUGUUGGCGGCGGCGGGGUAUCUGAGCAACGACGUCAAGUACAGCGAGGCUCUGUUGAGAGAGUACGACACCAUGUGCCCGGUUUGUCGCAAAAGUGUGCCCUCUCGAACGUUCCACUGUCAAAUUUGUCACUCGUGUAUUAUCAAGCGUGACCUUCAUUGUGCCUGGCUUGAUUGUUGUAUUGGUGAGACAAAUCAUGGCUGGUACAUGCUGACCCUGUUGACGCUGAUAGCUCAGUUGACUCUGUGCUCGAAUCUAAUCCUAACUACCGCCUGCCAUCCCUUCGUCGUAUGGGGCAGUAUCAUGCUGCCUGACGACUGCUCUGAUGUUUACUUUGAUAUUGUGUACGGCGUUUGCUUCGUGACGGCCAUCUACUGCGUGCUGUGCGUGGUGUUCGCGCUGUCUCUGCUGUGUCACGAGGUGUGGCUGAUCACGCUGGGUGUGACGGGUCACGAGUGGCGGCAGAUGAGUCACAAGUGGGGCUCAUGCUGGGGCAUACGUGAGCCACGGCCCUUCAGUCACGGCUGUCUCGGCAACUGGACGCUCUACCUGCGAGGUCCAAAGAUGACUAGUAGCUCACAGACUGUAUAAAAAACUCGCAGGAGACUCACCAAAUUCAGAUAAUAAUUCCCAAAGCACAAAUAUCUAGGAUAGGUCACUGACUCAACGAUUGAUGGCUCAUGCGACUGGUUAAAUUAGAUUAUUCAAUUAUUGAUGUAAAUAAAACCGCAUUGCUAUCAUUACAAGGUCAAAAAUGCUUACAAGCAUAUAAAUAAGCAUAAGUAGAUAGCCAAAAAGCUUAUAAAUCAAUGAAUUUGAGUCAUUUAAUAAUUUAUUGCUAUAGUAAUAGAUAAGUAAUUCCCAUAGUAUUAGUUAGGUAAUUUAUUGAAAUAACUCGUAUUUUAAUUCAAAUAUAUCCAGUUAUUUUAAAUAAUGUUGAAGCUAUAUGAGUUAGUGGAAAGGAGAUGUUUUGUUCAAAUUUUUCAAUUGAAGAUAAUUGAUAAUUUAUGUACCAAAGUAUGUUUUUGAUGCCACCAAAGUCGGUAUAGGAAACGACAUGUGAGUUUGUAUGGGCAGCUAAGCAAACCUUCUAAGAUGGUCGCUAUGGUCGCUUCUUGAAACGACUCAACUAUAGUUUAUAAGAAAUUUGUUCAAUAAUCAUCCUUCUCUGCUUUCUAUUGUACCCUUCAAUUUAUUUUUUUUGGUUGUGUAGGACACUUAUAAGUUAAUGUGAACCAAACAAUAUGUCAACUCAUCGCAUUUUCAAAUACCUACUUUACAAUGCUUUCUAGUUCAUUCACAAAUUUAAUUUUUUUGUGGGUUUCUAGUUAGAACCAAGUCACACGAGGCGUUUUUCAGUCGACACGUCCGGACAGGACGCUCUCCAAUUGGCUUGACCUGAAGUUCACUUGAUUCGCCAUCCCAAUCAGUCAAUCAUGUCCUGUCGUGCCUAAAAAAACCCUCGUGUGGCUAGGCCCUUAUACAAUAAUAUUUCUGCCCAAAGCAAAAUUUCGUGUACAUCUAGUCACAAUCAAAGUUCUUGAAACAUGGUGUAUUCUAUCAACUGAAUUAUUGAUAUGAUUAUACAUUAUGUAUUAUUAUACAUUGUAUUAUUCUUCAAUGUGAUACUAUAUUAAGUCAAACUAUAUUAGUCCCCAUCUCAUAUCCGAAAAAUCCUAUUCAACUAGAAGUUCCUAUAUUAUUUGGCUACUAUUCAAUCUGAAUUUCUUAUUGAUGAUACAAUUCACGACAAUACAUUAUCAACACUCUAUUCAAUAAUACAAUAAUUGAUUAAAUGUUCAACUUUUAUCAUUAUACAUGUGAAUAAAUAAUUAGUAAAUGCCAUUCUGAGAUGAAAAUGUUCUUAAUUCAAAUCAAAACAAUAUUAGAAUAAUGUCAUUUUAACAACAAGUACAUUAAAAAUAAUUAAUAAUGUAUUUUAACAAGUGUGAUCUAUGUGAGUGAUAUCUCAAGUUUUACAUAUCAAGUAUUACCGGGUGUCCCACGAAGAGGUUCACACGGUUGAUUUUAUAUUACGUGCCCAUUCAUGCACCAAACUAUUUUAAAUUUUACACACUUUACAAAGUAGGUUCUGAAAAUAUUCUGGGAAAAUUUCAGCUCCCUAACCUUCGUAGAAACAAAAUGGCGACAUUUUGAUUUUAACAAUUCGCUUCCUAUAAAAACUACUUUGAUGAGUUAUUAUCUGAUUUGUUCACUACGUUGCGGUAGUCUUGCCUCAUUGGAUGGUACCAGAAAUGGAUCAAGCAAUCUCCCAACAAGAUGGUGCUCCACCACAUUUCGCAAAUCAUGUCAAGUAAUUACUAAAUGACAAACUCCAUGGCCGUUGGAUUGGUCGUGGAAGUGAUUUUGUAGAUUGGCCACCCCGAUCACCAGAUUUAACUGUUUGUGACUUCUUUUUAUGGGGUUACUUGGAGGAAAGAGUUUAUACCCAUAGCUUCAAUAAUGAUGAGGAACGAAAACUAUAAAUAGAAGAGGAACUUCUCCGGAUACCGCAGAGUUUCUUUUUAAGAGCUUACAAAUCAUUUCUUAAGCGCUGUUAUCAGUGUGUGGCUGUGAAUGGAUUUCAAUUUUGGACUUUAAGGUUUUUCAUUAGGCUAUGUUCUAGUUUUUUUUCAAGUCAUAUUGCCUUGAAGUGCAACAAUAAAAAUAUUUUAUAAAACCAAAAACACCUUUGUAAUGUCCUUAAGGUAUAGUUUUUCAAUAUGCCGCCAUUUUGUUUCUACGAAGGUUAGGGAGUUGAAAUUUUCCCAGAAUAUUUCCAGAACCUACUUUGUAAACUGUGUAAAAUUUAAAAAAGUUUUGUGCAUGAAUGGGCACGUAAUAUGAAAUCAUACGUGUAAACUUCUUCGUGGGACACCCGGUAUAUAAUAGUGAAACUUGAUUAUUCCGAAGAGUCUACCCACAAGGUAAGGCGUGUAGAUAGUUUGAUAUCAAACAAAUUCCUAGUAAGCAGGCCUAUUUAUUAUAGUUAUGUCUUAUUGUUUCUUUAUAAAAGAAUAAACAUAAGUUUGGCUUUUGAUAAUGUGAGACAUUGCUAGAUUGAUUUUGAAUUGUAAUAAAAAGUGUUUGUUGUUA
Messenger RNA from Nilaparvata lugens (brown planthopper), 3760 nucleotides. RefSeq names its product palmitoyltransferase ZDHHC23-B (gene GABPI). Gene Ontology annotation, biological process: peptidyl-L-cysteine S-palmitoylation; protein targeting to membrane. The record is from RefSeq and is a predicted model, not a curated record. Gene Ontology annotation, cellular component: Golgi apparatus; endoplasmic reticulum. Bases 239 to 1255 code for a protein of 338 amino acids. Lineage: Eukaryota; Metazoa; Arthropoda; Insecta; Hemiptera; Delphacidae. The transcript has 6 exons. Gene Ontology annotation, molecular function: protein-cysteine S-palmitoyltransferase activity.